Molecule: messenger RNA, 577 nt
Organism: Bradysia coprophila
Lineage: Eukaryota; Metazoa; Arthropoda; Insecta; Diptera; Sciaridae
Product: fatty acid-binding protein, heart-like
Molecular function (GO): lipid binding
Source: RefSeq, a predicted model, not a curated record
GAUGAAUAACAUCAGAUUGUGAUUUGUUCACACUACAAACAGUUGCUUUUGCAGUUAAUUUUUGCUUUGUUAAACGUGAAUUAAUUUGAAAACCGUUCAAAAUGCCAGAAGUUUGGGAAGGAAAACGCUACGAAAUGUACGAAUCGCACAAUUUCAACGAUUACAUGUACGAGCUCGGUGUCGGCUUUUUCACUCGUCAAAUCGGCAAUGCCGUCACACCCACCAUUAUCCUCGAGAAAAAUGGCAACAAAUACAAACUGACCACCGAAUCGACAUUCAAAACAUCGGUCAUCGAAUUCGAAUUGGGCAAAGAAUUUGACGAGGUCACAUUGGACGAUCGUAAUGUGAAGAGCGUUGUCACGCUGGAAGGUAACAAGCUGAUACAUAAGCAAGGUGGUGACAAACCGACUACCAUCACUCGUGAAUUUACGCCAACUGAACUGGUGGCUAUAAUGACGAUUGGAAAAGUGGUGUGCACCCGAAAAUACAGAGCCGUAUAGAGAUGUUUGGGCUCAUAUGACGACCUGGGAUUUCGUUUUACUAAUUUUGUUCUUUCAAAUAACUUUUUUCUUCAAAU